GCAGAGAAGAUGGCGGAUGUGGUGAAUGUUGGGGUGAAUCUGGACGCUUUCUCUCAUGCCAUCAGCGGCAUCCAGGCGCUCCGCUCCAGCGUCAGCCGCGUGUUCGAGUCUCUGAAGGACGGCAUGAAGAACAGAGAGACCUUGGAGGGCAGAGAGAAGCAGUUUAUAGCCGAGUUCCAGGACAACCUGCAGGCAGUCAACAGAGACCUCAAUGAGUUGGAGCGUCUGAGUGGUCUUGUUGGUCGCCCCUCAGAGUCUCAUCCUCUCCAUAACAGCGGUCUUCUCAGUCUGGAUCCAGUUCAGGACAAAACUCCUUUAUACUCACAGCUGCUGCAGGCCUACAAGUGGUCCAACAAGUUGCAGUACCACGCUGGUUUGGCCUCCAGUUUGUUGAAUCAGCAGUCACUGAAACGAUCGGCCAAUCAAAUGGGAGCGUCAGCCAAGAGACGACCCAAAGUCCAACCCAGUACUCUGGUACUGCCUCCUCAGUAUGUGGAUGAUGUCAUUUCUCGGAUCGGCAGGAUGUUUCCAGAUAUGACCAUCGAACUGUUCAGACCCAACGGGACGUCUGCUGUGCUGCUGGUGACCCUGGGGAAGGUGUUGAAGGCCAUUGUUGUGAUGCGUUCGCUGUUCAUUGACAGAACUGUGGUUCGAGGAUUCAAUGAAAAUGUUUACAAUGAAGACGGAAAGCUGGACAUCUGGACCAAGUCUCAGUACCAGGUGUUCCAGAAGGUAACUGAUCACGCCACCACCGCCCUCCUGCACUACCAGCUGCCCCAGAUGCCAGACGUCGUGGUUCGAUCCUUUAUGACCUGGUUGCGGAGCUACAUUAAACUCUUCCAGUCUUCCUGUCAGCGCUGUGGUCGUUUCCUGCAGGACGGACUUCCGCCAACAUGGAGGGACUUUAGGACCCUUGAGGCAUUUCACGACACCUGUCGCAUGUGAACAAAGCUCCUCUUCAUCAGUUUGUUUUUUUUCUCUUGAUGAUUUUGUGUUAAGAAGUUUAAAUAAAGUUUUGUGUAAUUUUUUUACA
This is a messenger RNA of Chelmon rostratus (copperband butterflyfish), 1033 nucleotides long. It is a transcript of the gene med27, whose product is annotated as mediator complex subunit 27. The record is from RefSeq and is a predicted model, not a curated record. NCBI's taxonomy places the organism in Eukaryota, Metazoa, Chordata, Actinopteri, Chaetodontiformes, Chaetodontidae. Gene Ontology annotation, molecular function: transcription coactivator activity. Gene Ontology annotation, biological process: regulation of transcription by RNA polymerase II. The transcript is spliced from 8 exons. Bases 10 to 945 code for a protein of 311 amino acids. Gene Ontology annotation, cellular component: mediator complex.